Molecule: messenger RNA, 2542 nt
Organism: Suillus discolor
Lineage: Eukaryota; Fungi; Basidiomycota; Agaricomycetes; Boletales; Suillaceae
Exons: 6
Coding region: 1-2181 (726 amino acids)
Source: RefSeq, a predicted model, not a curated record
AUGGGGGACUCUCCUAUUCGACGACUGUCCACCACCAGCUCAAACAGUAGCCUGAAGCGAGAAGAGAAUCUCAUCAAUGCCUACGAAGCGGAGGAAGAACGGAUCAUCAACGUAUUGUCCCGCAAACUCGAGCAGCUUCGUGAGGAGAAAAUCCAACUCGAAAACGCGCUCGAAGCAGAGUCGGAAUCUCAUGUGAAUAGGCUUGGUCGGGAAUUGUCUGCACUACGGCUUCAGCAGCAGCAACAACAGCAAUCUGGGACGAAUGGGAUCACCGCUUCCCCAGAUAACAGGGUGGGAGUUCCGACGUUUAUGGCUGGUCGAGAACCUAUGAUUCCAAGUGCAGAAGUCAUGCUGGAAACCAUGAGACGAGAGAACGAGCAAUUGCGCAACCGCCUAGUCGAUACAGAAAGAGACUAUGUGCGGGUAUCACGGUUAAACGAAGUGUAUCGUGAAGAGCUCCUUGAACACAGGAGACGGCUCGGUCUGUCAGUCGACAACCUUGUCGGUCUGUCCUCGGCAGACCCGUAUUCGCAGCCUACGCAUCGGCGAUCUGUAUCUAAUCUAUCAUCGCCCAGCACAUCUGCGACACAGCCUUCGCAAGCAAUCUAUGGUGUCCCUAUCCCUCGACCUUCCUCUUCGAUACGGCGCCCAACGAACAAUGUGUCAGAAAGCAAUACACCGUUAUCGCAUUCUCCUUCCUCGACAGAGUCACCAUUCCCAUUCUCGCCUAUUGUCGGAACAAAUCCUACAAGUUAUGUCAGUAAUGGGACGCCUAUGACGACGCCACCAUCGUCUGCUUCGUUAACGUCAAAUCCUCCAUCAACGUUCACUAUUCCUCAUAUGUUGUCCUAUCCCUCAGUGCCACCACCAUCACUGUCUUCUUCAUACGGGUCGCCUGUGGUGUCAUACAUACCGCAUCGCGACCACUCACUGUCACCUGUGGUCCCUCUAAGUAGGCGCGGUUCGAACGCACGAGGAAACAUUGAGCGUCGCUUCGUGGACCCAGUAGGUAUCAGCAAUAAUAGGAGUCGGAGCAGACACGGGAGCAUUGAAAGGGGUGCACGCGUUGCGGAGACAGGGCGAUUGAUUCCUCGCUCUCGCCGUGAGAGUCAAAGCAUUUCAGCCACGUCAUCAGAUGUAUCUGCGACAGUGGAGGAACGCGUCGGGGGGCAUCGCCCCUUUUUUUCAAUGUCUUACCAAUACCCAUACACCCAAGGAAAUAUGACAAUGCCCCCAACGCCCACAACACCAUAUUCAUGGGAGACAACAGAACUCGACAACAACAUUCCAGAGCAACUUGAUCAUCAUCAGCCUGCUCAACGCGCUUUGAAUCCACAGCAACAGCCUCAAAAUGUAUACGCCACGUCACAGCAUAUGAUUGAGCUUCAAGAACACGUACCCAUUGUUCCGAGUCAACGCAGAAGUGAUGUCCCACAGCAACUGCAUGUAUCAUCAGCGCCAGGACCUUCAAGAAGACAGAAUGUCAUGUCUGGGUCCCAAGAAAUGAGACCUCACAUAUACGUUGACACGACGCGUCAUAUGGCAGCUAGCACUAGUCCCCCUUCUGGCCCAUCAUCUGCUAGUGGUGUGCAUUCAGUGGGACCAGUGCGAGCGAAAACAUCGCCCGUACACAAUAUGGGGCAUCCAUAUCGUCGCCCCCAGAGUGCGAACCCAAGACGAGAGAAUCAAUCAAAUCCACCUGUGAGACAUACAAGUAGCAGUUAUGCACCAGGUCCGUCGAUGCCAACAGCCCAAACACCCGCUCCUGCUUCAUUACACAGGACCGGCAUCAUCAGCCCAUCCCACAUCAUCCCACCCAUACCAUCCAAUACGACUUUUAUACCCAGAGCCGAUUACUUCUUUUGCAGCGAGAGUAGAGUGACCACAGCAAUGUUUGAACUUCCAGGAGUGAAGAAGAGCGACCUGAAGAUCGAGUUAUCAAGAUGCCAGAACGGUGUGAAACAGGUGUCAAUCACAGGAGAAUCCCGACAGCCACUUCCAGACGGUCUGAUGGCGCUCAAAGAACGAAAGUAUGGCAAGUUUCGCAGGAUACUUCCCGUUCGUCAUGAUACCAAGAAGGAAGAUGUCACCGUCGCUUUAGAGGACGGUGUUCUUAUUCUUCGCAUACACCUGGGGCCACCGCCCCAGCCUGAGGAGCCAGAAAUAAUUCCUAUACCAUGAAUGAGCCUGACUUCAAGUUCUAUCAAGUCCUCCAUCGUGCGCCAAUUGUUCCGGCAAGAGCAAUACGACGUCAGAUACCUUCAAGUUGUUUUCUCCGCCUUGCUAACACAUCUAGCUUUCAAAAUUAUGCAUACACUUGCACUGUCGACUUGCUUUGAUCAUUUUGCUGUCAUCGUUCGGCCUUGAAGUUCUCAGAUCCGUAACGAUUGUUACAUUUUGGCUUCCAUAGUCUAGUAUAAUACACAUACAUAUCUCACACUCACUGUAGCAACAUAGUAGUAUGUUUCUUGCAAUGAUACCAUACAGCCAUAUCUUGAUAUCGAUGUUUUAUGUAUCGCUUGAUGGACAGCUUAUGCGCGGC